This is a messenger RNA of Microthlaspi erraticum, 3462 nucleotides long. The record is from the annotation of a GenBank genome assembly. NCBI's taxonomy places the organism in Eukaryota, Viridiplantae, Streptophyta, Magnoliopsida, Brassicales, Brassicaceae.
AUGGAGCUCGAUUUUGACGCAAACAACUUGCUUGAAGAUGAAGCUGCUGAAGUUGAAAAUAAUGAUGUGGAUGGAAUUGAAGGGGAAAGAUGUGGAAUUUGCAUGGAUAUAAUUAUUGAUAGAGGCCUUCUUGACUGUUGCCAGCACUGGUUCUGCUUUGAAUGCAUUGAUAACUGGUCUACGAUUAUGAACUUGUGCCCUCUUUGCCAGGGAGAGUUUCAGUUGAUUACAUGUGUCCCUGUGAAUGAUUCAGGUGAAAGCAGCAAGGUUGAUGAGGCUUCGUUAUCAGGAGAUGAAGAUUGGUCCAUUGAGGAGGAGACUGAUGCCGUCUCUUCUCCGUCACACUAUAUUGACGAAAAUGAAGUUGUCUGUUUAGAAGGAGACCUUUGUAAGAUCCGUAACAGCUUCAAUUACAUUGGAGGGGAUUCCAACCUCGAUACAUCAAUUGCUUGUGAUUCUUGUGACACAUGGUAUCAUGCUAUUUGUGUGGGUUUUGAUCUGGAAAUCGCAUCAGAGGAUACAUGGGAAUGUCCAAGAUGUCUCUCUAGUGAAAAACCACUUGAAUCUGAUGCUUCACCAAUGGAGACAAGACAGUCCUCGGAUAUUGCUGAGAGGACAAAUAGCGGAUGCUCAGCCGAGGCUGUUUACUCUGGAAACUUUUCAGUUUCAGUUGCCGAUGAUGGCGAGACAGCUCUUGUCGUAUCAACAGUCAAAGGAGAGGAGUGGCUUAUGAAACCAAGUGAUACCACUGCAUCGUCCGUUCAAUCUACAAUGGACCCUGAUCGCUCGCAUCUGGAAAUAUGUUCAAGGAAGGAAAAUACGGUGCAGAUCCCAGGAAUAUCGGAGCUCACGGAGUCCUUACCUCAUGAUACACCAUCUGAUUCAAAGCAGACCAGUUUUUCGGCCCACAUGGAGAAUAUAGCAGACCCCGUUACAGGACUUGGAGAGAAGGACUGUGUACCAGUAAAUGUUAAAAAAUCUCUUUCCAGUACAGCCAUUUCCAAUUCAGAUGUUCUUAGUGUUGUCAGCUUAAAGAGAAAGCAUUCAGAUUGCAGUGGUAAUGAUGACAAUUUGGAAGUUAAGGCCGCGAGUGCAGAACCUCUCAUUGAACCAAAACUUGAGGAAAUGGAAGAAAUAGCUACCAUGCACCAAGAGAGCAGAUCCCCUCCAAAGAAAACAACUGUUGAUAUACUCAGCAUUCUCAAUGCAACUGGGCGUAAAAAGAAGCUGAUGCGCCCAAAAACUACUGAUAAGUCUUCAGAAGGAGACAAUGCUGUUGGUUUGAGGGUAAAGAAAAUUAAGAGGACACCGGCAGAUGAUAAAGAGUCAUUGGUUCUGGUUGAGAAACUAAAGAAAGAAAUAAGAGAGGCCGUUCGUAACAAAUCGAUGGAAGACAUUACAAAGAAACAAUUCGAUCCAAAACUCUUGGCCGCCUUCAGAGCUGCUGUGGCAGGACCUAAAACUGAUGAAGCACCUAGAAAAAUUCCGGCUCUGGCAGUGAAGGCAAAGAAGUUGAUGCUGCAGAAAGGAAAAGUCCGAGAGAAUCUGACAAAGAAAAUUUAUGCAGAUUUAAAUGGGAAGCGGAAAAGUGAAUGGCACCGGGACUGUGAAGUUGAGUUUUGGAAGCAUCGGUGCACACAAACUAGAAAGCCUGAGAAAAUUGAGACUCUAAAGUCUGUUCUUAGUCUCUUGAAGAAAAAACCAACUGACGCUGAGACAAACGUUUCGUCUGAUACCACACAGGCUGCAAAUCCUAUUCUCUCAAGAUUGUAUUUGGCAGAUACCUCCGUAUUCCCGAGAAAUAAUGAUAUCAAGCCUCUUUUGACAAUCGGUGAAACGGGGACUUCUCAAAACAAUGCACAAACCACAGAAGUGGACAAGACCUUACCAAAGAUCAGUGAUGUCAAGGGAGGCAUCUCAAAAGCUGCCGGGUCGAAAAUAAACUCUGGUAACAAACAGUCCAUAUUUGAGAAUUCAGAUGAGCUGAAGAAAGAUAAAAGGAAAUGGGCAUUGCAAGUUCUUGCAAGAAAGAAAGCUUUAGCAGGCAACAACUCAAGCGAAGACAAAGAAGGCUGUCCUGAGCUCAAAGGGAAUUAUCCAUUGUUGGCUCAACUUCCAGCUGAUAUGAGACCAAACCUUGCAACCAGUCGCCAUAAUAAAGUUCCUGUUACAGUUAGGCAGGCACAAUUGUAUCGCUUGACAGAACACUUCUUGAAGAGUGAAAAUCUUCUGGAAAUUCGAAGAAGUGCAGCGACAGAACUAGCUGUUGCUGAUGCUAUAAAUAUAGAGAAAGCGAUCGCUGACAAAUCAAGUAGCAAAGUUGUGUAUCUGAAUCUAUGCUCACAAGAGAUACUGCACCAUUCACAGAGAAAAGCAAUGGAAAAUAAUGCUGGAGAGCCAAAUUCUUCAUCACUAUUGGCUAAUAACGGAACUGAAGGUAUUAGCGAGAAAGAUUCAGAUGAUGCAGCCAUCCUUCAAGCGCUCAGAGCAGCAGGUCUUGCUGAUUCACCACCAAACAGCCCGACCCAUUCAACGGAAGUUCCUCCAGAUAAAGGAGACGGUUCCUUGGACAAAGCCAGGGACGUAGGCUCAGCUAAUGUACUCGACAUAGAAACCGUUCCUGACACAGACAUCUUUGGGGACUUUGAGUAUGAGUUGGACGACGAAGACUAUCUUGGUGCUACGGUGGCUGCAAAAGCUUCAGAAACGCAGCCGGAUGCAGGUUUGAGUAAGGUGAAGGUAGUUUUCUCCACUGUUCAACCUGAAAAGGUUAUAAAUCAGUCUGAAGUUUUGGGGAAUGAAGAAGCAACUGCAAACCAGAAAGAGAUCACAAAUGGUGAAGAAGACGGGAAGUGCUGUGCUCCUAUGGAACCUGUACCCGAAGCUGAGGGCGAGGGAGAAGGAGAAGGAGAAGGAGAGGGAGGUGAGAUCCUUUCUCUAGCUGAAUGUGAAGAACUGUAUGGACCUGGUACCGAGAAUCUGGUUGAAAAGCCUCUCGUUGAAGGAUCUGCCGAGAAUGGUCUUCAAGCUAAAGCACCUGACUCAGAGUGCGAGAGCAACACGCAGAGAGAGUUCAUCGCUUCAAAUUUUGAGCACACUUCCGUUCAAGAGAAAAAGCUUCCCAAAAAGAUUCAGAAGAGUAAUCCUCCAAGCGAGAAGCCAUCUAAAGAAGAGAAAACAAAACCUGAUGGGAUCAGUAACUCUAUCAUCAAGAAGGUUGAAGCAUAUAUCAAAGAACAUAUCAGACCACUGUGCAAGAGCGGAGUGAUAAACGUGGAACAAUACAGAUGGGCAGUGACUAAAACGACAGAGAAAGUGAUGAAGUAUCAUAGCAAAGCCAAGAGUGCUAAUUUCUUGAUCAAAGAAGGCGACAAGAUCAAGAAGCUCGCCGAGCAAUAUGUUGAAACUGCUGCUUCUUCUUCCUCCGGAGCUCACCACCACAAGGACAAGUCAAGCAAGUGA